AGAAACACUCAAAAAUGAAUGGAGGAAUGGAGCAUAAAACUCCAGGGCACAAUGCAGUGCUUCAUAAAGCACCUAAAAAUUACAAAUUGCUCAUGGAUCCAUUCCUUGUGAAAGGAGCAACAAAAUUGUACAGAUAUGAUGGAUGUGUACCUGGAGACCCUACAUAUCCUCCAGUUCAAUGCAGAGAUCCAAGAUCUCAGCUGUCCAGGAUUUGGAGUAGACUAGAACCUGCUGAUUUACCAGUUCCUAGGUUCAGAAUAGACAAAAAUUAUGUGGGGAUACCACCACAGCUGGAGAUUACUAUAGGAAAUUUAAAUGAUAAUAUAGAUAAAGCAUUUUUGGCAGAUAUGAUGAAUAAAGUGGGUCCCUAUGAGGAAUUGACAAUAUUUUAUCAUCCAAUUACCAACAGACAUUUGGGUUUUGCAAGGAUAGUAUUUCAAGAUAUAAAAUAUUCAAAACUUUGUAUAGACAAAUACAAUGGGAAAUCAGUUAUGGGUCAGGUGCUUGAUGUCUUCCACGAUCCAUUUGGAAAGAGGUGUCAGGAGAUGUUUGAAGAUAAGACCAUGGAAAGAAAACAACAUAUUUCACAACCAGUGGUGAAACUUCCUUUAUUAGUUGAAGAAACACGUCCAGUAAAAGUGGACCCCACUCUUAGCAAGCGAUUAGAAGAGGUCAAAGUGACUGAAAAGGAAUCACAUACGCGGUAUAAAGACGUCGAGCACAGCGACAGUAACACGCGGUGGUCGGACGAGGAGAGAGAGUAUCGUCACAGGCAUCGUAGCCGCGGUGAUAGAGAGAGAGAUCGCGACAAAGAUAGAGGAGACCGUGACCGUGAUCGUGACAGAGACCGAGAUCGAGACAGAGACAGAGACCGAGAGCGAGACAGAGACCGAGAUCGCGACCGCGAAAGAGACAGGUAUCGUGAAAGAUAUGGGCGUGGUUCGAGCGAGACAAGCGAUUCUACGUACGCGACGUCGAGUCACGCCCCAGAAGUACCGUACACGCCUUCCAGUGCCCCAUACGACUCUUACUAUCAAUCCAGUAGUUACGGGUAUCGAUAUGGGUCCAGUACUCCUGCACCGGGCGGCAGCGGGGUGUGGUGGGGGGAAUGGAGACAUGGACCGCCUCCUAAUGUACACACUCCUCAUGAGUUGCCGGUGGACAGUAAACCAGUGGAUUCAGUGGAGCCGCGUCCGCCUGAAGACAUCACUGACAGUAAAGAGCCUGAACCGAAACCGCCGCCUCCCGCCGACGAACCGAAGAACGUAGACCUUGACACCAGAAUAGCCAUGUUGCUGAAAGGUGCUAGUGGCGGCGGAGGUCUCGCCCCACCGUUCCUCGCUUUAGGCAUGUCUUCUGAAGAAGAAGACGAUGAGCGACUACCCGCACAUAUACCAGACUUGGAUGCCCCGCAACCACCAUCGGAUGAUGAAGGUUCCGGCAGUGACGAUAGAGGCAGCAUAAUAUCAAUAAACCAGAAAACUGAACUGAACCCUGAACCAUUAUCAACGACUCCAUCUCCUUACCUAUCGAGAGAUUUCUAUUUAGAAAGUUUAAAGGUCACCGUACAAUGGAAAUCAAAGAAAGAAGAACGCAAGAAGUUCCCUACGAUGGACAAGAUCGGUUCAGAUAUUUCUUCGUCAGAGGACGAGUUGUUGACUGGUGAGGAGCCAAGAAGAUCGCCCCUAGCACCACCAGACAAAAAUCAGGAUAACCUGGACGACGACCAGAUGUCGCUGUCAUCGCUUUCUUCGACUGAAGCUAAGAUCGAGGAGCAAGUGCCAGCGGAGGCCUACUACUGUCCGCCUGUUGCUCCAACUCCAUACUAUCAACACGUGUGGCCGCCUACUGCGUAUGGUGCGGGGGCGUACGGUGCACCAGAUAUAGGUCUAGCUUAUAGUGGAGGAUUUGCGCCUCCGCCGAUACUGACCCAUCACUACCAACCGUACCCUGAACCGACGGUACCCGCACAGGAACUGGAUAAUCCUCACUAUCCAACUAUAAACACCGUGAUCGAACGGGUCACUAAUGAGCUGAAACAAAUCUUAAAGAAAGACUUCAACAAGAAAAUGAUUGAAAGUACAGCGUUUAAGAGUUUUGAGCUCUGGUGGGAUGAACAGAGUCGAAAGGCUAGAUUACCAACUAAACCUAAAGAGGAAACUGGUCAGCAACCCUUACAGGAUAUAUCAAACAAAAAAGAAGAGACUGUGGACUCUAUAAAAUCUAUAAUAGAAUCUCGCGAGCUAGGUCUGGAAUUGGGCGGUUACACUAUGGGUAUAGGCCUGGGGUUGCGCGCUGCAAUACCAAAAAUGCCUAGUUUUCGUCGCAAGCGCAAGAUACCAUCGCCUGUGGUUAUAGACGAAGACUCGUCGAAGAGGCUCAGUGAUCAGGAGGAAAUGGUACAAAACUCUGAUGAAGAGAAAGAAGUGCCGUCGGCGAGUCCUCGUGCGAGAAAUACUGGCUCGUAUUUAUCGCGGGAACGACGACGCCAGUCUACUAGCUCUUCCAGGUCGUCGUCAUCAUCAUCAAGUCGGUCCUCAUCAACAGAUUCUGGUUCAGAAAGAGAACCUAAGGUGACCGCGCCACGGAUAUACUCCGAUACGGAUGACGAUUCUGAGCUGGAGGAGGCAGAGUUGAAAGUGGUAUCGAACAAGGAGCGAUUGCGUCGCGUAUACUCAUCGUCGGAUAGUGAAGCGGAACAGAGUCGACGGGAGAAGACUCCCAUACCUGCAGUGGAGGUUCACGAGGACCGGCUCGGGUCACCCAUCCUGUCCCCGGAGCCCACGGACCUGUUGCUGGACAGGGUAUACUCGGACUCGGAAGAGGAGCGCGAGUACCAGGAGAGAAGAAGGCGGAACACGGAAUACAUGGAGCAGAUCGAACGGGAAUUCCUCGAAGAGCAACGAAGAAAAAUGGAGGCGGACACGCGCCCGCAACCGGCGAAACCACCCGACGAAAGCCCGCCAGAAGCAAAGGUUAACGAGAUCCGAAGUCCAGUCAAGAAUCACGUUAAAUCUCCAGAGAGACGGGAUAGCAAGCCCGAAAUGGAAGAGGGCGAGAUCAGUUCAGAAGAGGAGCCAGCGAGAAGGAAGAAGGACAGGACGAAGAAGAAGGAGAAGCGACAGAGGGUUGUUUCACUUUCAGUCAGUGAACACGAAAACAGCAAUAACGAAACCAGUGUUAGUGUUAAUGGAGUUAAAGAGGCGAGCGGUACACAUUCAGAAACGUGGUCGCCUCAAUCUCAGGCGUCGCAAGCGUCUCAGGCGUCGCAGGUCGCGUUAGACCACUCCUACUGUCGACCGCCGCCCGAGACACAAAACAACGCCCAAAGGAGACCCUCCAAUCAUUUACAUCACGACCAUGGUUACACGUGGAUGGCGGAACCCGAGAGUGAACCACAGAUCGAAGAAGAGAAACCUAAGAAAGAAACGAAGAGGCCGUACAAGAGAAAACACGAGACGAAAAAACUGGCUGAAAUACAAAAUAAAUUGUACGAAAGCCAUGAAGACUACGAAUCGCUCAUGUACCCGAGCGUUGCGUUCAAACAGCGGGAUAUAAUGGCAGAAAUGCACGUUAUGUAUGAAUUCCUUACUAGAGGUAUAGACAGGGAGGACGUAGAAUACUUGAGGAAGGCGUACGAAUCGUUAUUAGCUGAAGACGCGCAAGGAUAUUGGUUAAACGAUACCCAUUGGGUCGAUCAUCCACCAACAGAUGUAUGCUAUAGUCCGCCCAAGAAGAAAUCUAAGCGGCACAACAAUAUCUAUGAAGAUUUGCAGGGUCAUUCGAGCGGGUCCGCUCGCACAGAGGGCUAUUACAAGAUGGACGCCCGACUGAAGGCCAAGUACAAGUACCACCAUGGUCGCGCCGCCACACACGACGACAAGAAGGCCUCCAAGAUGCAGCUACUGUCCAGGGAAGCGAGAUCCAACCAGAGAAGACUGCUCACGGCAUUUGGAACGGAUACAGACUCAGAUUUGCUCAAAUUCAACCAGUUGAAGUUCAGAAAGAAGCAACUGAAGUUCGCCAAGUCCGGUAUCCACGACUGGGGUCUCUUCGCUCAGGAGCCUAUAGCGGCUGAUGAGAUGGUGAUAGAGUACGUAGGUCAGAUGAUCCGUCCGAUAGUGGCGGACGUACGCGAGGCUCACUACGAGGCCACCGGUAUAGGGAGCUCGUACCUGUUCCGUAUAGACCUGGACACCAUCAUAGACGCCACUAAGUGCGGCAACCUGGCGCGAUUCAUCAAUCACAGUUGCAACCCAAAUUGCUACGCGAAGAUUAUAACGAUAGAAUCGCAAAAGAAGAUCGUUAUAUACUCGAAACAACCGAUCGGCGUCGACGAAGAAAUCACGUACGACUACAAGUUCCCGCUGGAAGACGAGAAGAUUCCGUGUCUGUGCGGGGCGCCGCAAUGUCGUGGAUUCCUCAACUGAUACCAGAGAAUUUUCACAUAUAAUGGAAACAAAAAUCUACCAUUCACAUUUACAAAGCAACAGCCAGAUGUCUUCUUCUGUUUUGUAUCAUCGAAUCAUGUUACCUCUCGCACAACGUUCUCGAGAACCGUGUAGUCUGUAUUCGGACUGCCUGUAGUUAUUAGCGAUAGUUUCCGAUAAGAAUUUGUAAAUAUUUUACCCAAGGGACAUCGUUUUAUUCGCGAGUUAUAAAUAAAUUAGCGGGUAGCUUAUUUCAGAAUAAUAUUAGUCUGACUCUACCUCAUAUAACAUCGGGAGUUGAUAAAUGAUGUCCGACGGUGUAUCCAGAGCUUCCGAGUUAUGUUAAAAGUUGGUUUGGAUCGUCGUUAGUCUUCAUUUGUAGACUACAAUUUUGGAAUCGCUGCAGUUUCAAAACUACCGUCUCGAUUUGAAAUUGUUUUAUAUG
Molecule: messenger RNA, 4875 nt
Organism: Diatraea saccharalis (sugarcane borer)
Lineage: Eukaryota; Metazoa; Arthropoda; Insecta; Lepidoptera; Crambidae
Source: the annotation of a GenBank genome assembly